CACACUCUCACACACACACACACACACACCCAUGGCUUCCUUCAUCUUUCUAAUGAUCACACUCCACGCAUUGAUCCUCUCGGUCCACACCUACGCUCACACAAACAACACAUGCCGAUCCUUUUGCGGAAACCUAACGGUAGAUUACCCUUUCGCCCUGCAACCGGGAUGCGGCCACCAAGGCUUCCGCGACCUCCUCUACUGCAUCAACGACGUCCUCAUGCUCCACAUCCCCUCCGGCUCUUACCGCGUCCUCGACAUCGACUACCCGUACACCUCCCUCGUCCUCCACGACCCCCACAUGUCCACCUGUCAAUCCCUCUUCCUCGGGGCCCGCGGAAACGGGUUCGCCCUCGAACCCUGGCGGGCCCCCUUCCUCACACCAGCCCCCGACAACGCCUUCAUGUUGUUGGGCUGCUCGGCCCGCUCCCCCCUCUUCCAGAGGGGGGAGAAGCACCCCCCGUGCCGGAACGUUUCGGGCCUUGGAUGUGAGGAGUACUACGGGUGCCCUGCGUGGGAUUUUAUCGGGCCGAGAGCGGGUUCGGGCCGGGCGUACGGGUCGGGCCCGCCCGAUUGUUGCGCGGUGUCGUACGAGAGUGUGAAGAGCGUGAAUCUCUCGAGGCUCGAUUGCCAGGGGUAUAGUAGUGUGUAUAGCUCGGCCCCAUUGAGGGUGAGCGGGCCCAGCGAAUGGGCUUACGGGAUACAAGUGACGUAUUCGGACGGCGGGAGUGGGAGCUUCUGCAUGGCGUGUGAGGCGAGCGGUGGAUCGUGCGGUUACGAUGUUCGUGGGAACACUGACUUGUGCUUGUGUGGGAGCUGGAAUUCUACUUCUAAUUGUGAUUCAGUGCUCUCAGAUGCAUUCAACACAAGAAGAUGGCCUAAAGAAAUGGCAAUAACAGGAUUGUUAAUCACUGCAGUUACUUGGAGAACUCUCACUAUAUUUGGAUAGAGAGUUUCUGUUUGUUUCUUGUUUUUCAUUUUUUUACCUGUAUUUUUUUUUGACAAACAUGUACAAGUUUUGGGAACUUUAUUCCAAGAAAUGGAAUUAAGGGAAGUUCUGAUAAUGCAGAAUUUCAUUAUAGAUUAUCUGUAAUGUGUAUUUUACUUGGAACUUAAAUUUGAAUGAAAAAUAAAUAAAU
This is a messenger RNA of Erythranthe guttata (spotted monkey flower), 1139 nucleotides long. RefSeq names its product wall-associated receptor kinase galacturonan-binding protein. Lineage: Eukaryota; Viridiplantae; Streptophyta; Magnoliopsida; Lamiales; Phrymaceae. The record is from RefSeq and is a predicted model, not a curated record. Gene Ontology annotation, molecular function: polysaccharide binding.